Messenger RNA from Lichtheimia ornata, 1170 nucleotides. RefSeq lists its product as uncharacterized. The coding region runs from base 1 to 1170 and encodes 389 amino acids. NCBI's taxonomy places the organism in Eukaryota, Fungi, Mucoromycota, Mucoromycetes, Mucorales, Lichtheimiaceae. The transcript has 4 exons. The record is from RefSeq and is a predicted model, not a curated record.
AUGAUAUUCUCCAGAUCAAGCAAUAGCAAACGAAAAUCUCACACACCUUCAUCAACAUCUACCCCAUUGUUGUCGCGUCUUAAUGUAUCUACACCCGCCGUUUAUUAUACCAAUCAAAACAACAGCAGUGCCAGCAAUGUGUCUCCACGUGCCACUGACAUGAAUCCAUCUCUAUCCUACGGCGGUGGUGGUAGCCCUAUUCCUACACCUAGCACAUCAUGGACAUCCGAAAUGAGCGUAUUAGCCGAUAAGAUUCGAGAUGACACGGUGCAUACUGUUGACAGUCUUGAUCGUCGAAGCAUCUCACAAGGCAUGAAAUUGGUGGCCAUUGCAGCUGACGAAUACGAGGAUGGCAAUAAUACGGUGGCACUUGACAUUUACCUCUCUGGCAUUGAUAAAAUCCUGAUGGCUCUUCCAAAUAAAACGGAUCCAAAGACCAAGGUGGCAUUACGAGAAAAGUUGACAAGUGUGGAAGAACGUGUUGGUAUUUUGCACAUUGCGAGUCAACACCGGCAAAAGCGUUAUCAAGAAGAAUGGGAUGAUCCAGAAGUAAAGCGGUCGUUGUUAGAAUCCAUUGGUCUAUCUCGAAUCACUACCACUAUUAGCACCAUUACAACGAUUGCUUCGAAUCGUGCUUAUCCACCAGCAUCCAACACCCCUUCAUCUGUCAUGCAACAUCAAGCAAGUGCGGUCGCUGUUUCUUCUUCACCAUCAUCAUCACCACCUUCAAGAUACGAUCCCGUGGAUCGUUUCAAGCAAUUUGGUCAGACCAUUAUCAAUGCUACCGUGACCCUUGCUAUUUUGAUCAAGCAAUCGCCUCUUCCAGAUGUGGUCUACUUUUUGUUUGGAUACCUAUGCCAGAUGUUGAUUUGGGUUGACCACCAAUAUCACAUCACGCAAAAGGCACAAGACUUGGGUGUUGAAUGUGUAAAGUGGAUGCUCAAGAUGGAUGAACAAUAUCGACUACACGAAUUUGCUUCCGAAGCCAUGUACAUGUUGAUUGCUGCAGGACUGAAAGCCGCCGUUGCAUACAAGGAAGCCCCUGCUUUUCGACAAAACACAUCCCAUAUUCAUGAAAUCACUGAUGAUGAUCAAGAUGAACAUUACAGCCAUGAAGCAAUUGAACCUUGUCCUCCACCUAAACGUCCUUCUCGGUGGGUCAUUUGGUAA